This is a messenger RNA of Scophthalmus maximus (turbot), 3021 nucleotides long. It is a transcript of the gene prkab2, whose product is annotated as protein kinase, AMP-activated, beta 2 non-catalytic subunit. Gene Ontology annotation, molecular function: protein kinase binding. The transcript has 8 exons. NCBI's taxonomy places the organism in Eukaryota, Metazoa, Chordata, Actinopteri, Pleuronectiformes, Scophthalmidae. Gene Ontology annotation, cellular component: nucleus; cytoplasm; nucleotide-activated protein kinase complex. Gene Ontology annotation, biological process: signal transduction. The coding region runs from base 433 to 1236 and encodes 267 amino acids. The record is from RefSeq and is a predicted model, not a curated record.
UGGGGCUCCGCCACUGUCGCUGCUGCUGCUGCAGCAGUUGUUGUGGUGAGAAGUGAAGCCCUGCGCGUGCGACGACGACGACGACAACAACAACAACAACGACGACAACAACAACCUGCAGGCGGGAGGACAGCAGCUGCUGUCGGUGUUUGUUUGCCCGCCUCGUCGUCGCUACACGGCGGACGCGGCUGGUGCCCCCCGCCCCCCGCGCUUUCUCAAUCUACACACCGACGCCGUGAACAACACACUUAGCCUGCUAGCUGUCGCAGAGUGACAGCCAGCUAGCGGUUAGCGGCCAGCUUAACUGACAGCGGCAGCUAAAAAUAUUCUCCAGCCCCAGUAAUAGUCUUCAGAGGACGGACACAGCUGAGCAGGCGGCGGGGGCCCGGCGUUGUCUUUUCUUUCCAGCAGCACUUGAAGUCGUGAGGCGUUAUGGGCAACACAAGUGACAGGGUGUCUGGAGAACGCCAUGGAGCCAAAGCCCACCGCUCCGACAGCAGCGGCAGUCACAAAGACCACGAACCCAGCGGCAAGAUGGUGGACAGCACGGACGACCCUAACAUCUUCAACACCCAUGGGCCCGAGUCCAAGGCAUCAGGGGAGAAAGAAUUUACCCCAGAUCUGGAUGAUCUGGUGAAGACUGGUCCUCAGGCCAGACCCACUGUGAUCCGAUGGGCGGGCGGAGGGAAGGAGGUCUACAUAGCUGGUUCCUUUAAUAACUGGAACACGAAGAUACCCUUAAAUAAGAGCCAUAAUGACUUCGUAGCGAUCCUGGACCUGCCUGAAGGGGAGCACCAGUACAAGUUUUUCGUAGAUGGGCAGUGGGUCCACGAUCCCUCUGAGCCAGUGGUGACCAGCCAGCUCGGCACCAUCAAUAACCUGAUCCAGGUGAAGAAGUCUGACUUUGAGGUGUUUGACGCACUGCAGGUCGACUCUCUGGAGUCAGACACAUCAGAUCUGUCCAGCUCCCCGCCAGGUCCAUAUGGACAGGAGCAGUACAUCUUCAGACCGGAGGAGCAUUUCAAAGCCCCACCGAUACUCCCUCCUCACCUCCUUCAAGUCAUACUCAACAAAGACACCAAUAUAUCUUGUGACCCUGCCCUGCUGCCUGAGCCCAACCACGUCAUGCUAAAUCACCUGUAUGCUCUCUCAAUAAAGGAUGGAGUGAUGGUGCUGAGUGCAACUCACAGAUACAAGAAAAAAUAUGUCACUUCUCUGCUCUACAAGCCUAUCUGAACGUCAACGUGGGUGCACCACAGUGCUUUUAGAGAGCAGCCUGUUUGUAUUCUGCUGUUUUUUUCUGUUUUUACCAUCACAUUUAGCCAAAUCUUGCACUGAAACAAGUUUACAGGUGAGCUCAAGGCCAAUGGCUGUGGCUUGUUUGUUUUUUAAAGGUUGCACUCCUGGCUACAUAGGGACAAAAGUAGAGAAGUAUGUGAGUUGAGCGUCGGCGAGGGAUGAAAACCAUAGUGUGGCUUUUACCUGUGAUAACUACAGACAGAUAAGAAACAGACUAAAUCACUGUGUGCAUUUGAGAUUUUGCUGCACCGUUUGAGUAUUUGCAUGUUUGGGGUGUUAAAAGAUUUUUGUUGGGUGCAUAUUCAGGUCAUAUGCCACCGUGGCAGGUAAAGGAUCUGACAAAAAUAUUGUUUCAUUGAAUGAGCUCAUUCAGUGAGCGGUUUUCAGUGUCUGGUGUGGAUCCACAGUUUGAUUGUUAAGUGUUGUGUCAGCAUGUACUCCUUCAACUGAUCCAGUUAAGUUUUUGAACUAACUGACUUGGCGUGUCUGUUGAAAAGUGCAUGCGGGAUCACAGAAUGACAUUAUCAGGGCUGUGGUCCAGUUCGAGCUCCUGACGGGAGCAGCGGGUUUGGCUUUGCUUGAAUAUGAUGUGCAAUAAUACUGUUGGUCAACACUGAAUGUUGGUUUGGAGGCAGCAGUGAACAGUAUCUGAUGUUGUCUAAAGCCGUUACGUUCUAUUCAUCUAUCAAUGUAAUGGUCACUAUGGAUGGGACGUUCCAAACGGGGAAAGGUGGUCAAAGGUCUAUUCUUAGUUCUGUCGUUGCCUUUAUCUUGACAUUAUUUUGCAAGCACUUUACCAUCCUGUGAGCAGGAGUGUCGAUAGAAGCUUUUUACUAUGCAGCAGAACACUCCUGCACUACUAAAGUUUCUCUGGUCUAUAAGACCCAUAUGUGCUUCUUUUCUUUUAGAUAUAACAAACUUGCAGUGCUUUAUAUGUGUGUGCAUCUCUAUUAAGUUUUGUUUAAAUAGAAAUGUACUGUAUGUAUCGUGACAUUUAUAGUCAUACACAGAGGUGUGAACAUCCAAACUGUGUCAACUUGCUACUUUGCAUGUAUUGAAUGUCUGCAACCUGCAAUACUCUGUGGUACACACUCAGAAGCAGAUUGACCACACACACAAAUAAUAAUAAUACAUUUCAUUUAUAGAGCACUUUUCAUUGCUAGAAGCAAUCUCAAACACACACACACACACAUAAAAAUGUGACCGGAUCUACAUUUUCAGAUGAAUAAACAGGGCUCUGAAGAGGAAUAGUUACCAUGAAUUUAAAUUACAAAGUUUGCUCAUGUGUGUGCGUUAUUACCAUCUAAGCUCAUUUGUAUUUUUAAGUAGGAUGGCUUUAAAAGUUAUUUUUGGCGUGUUAUUGAAUGUCUGCGCUCACACUACACAGUACAGCAUAUACUCACAGUUGAUACACUGUACAGAACUAUAAAAGGGGAUUUUCAUGAAUCCUGUUGGUGUGAUCAAGUCGACACUGAAAGUAUUUUGUGAAUGUUGAGCCUAGCAAUGAAGUUUUGUCCAAAUAUUUUUUAUGACUUAUAUAUGAUAAGGGAGUAUGGACAAAACUUCAUGGAAGUGGUGAUGUAAGGCUAAAACCAAAACUUGAAUUUUUCAACUGUUUCAUGAAUGUUCUAAAAUUCUUUGCAGAACCAGUGUGAAGAUCCACUGUAUAGAGUUGUACUUGUUUGCAAAUAAAGAGGACUUGCUGGUCCUAACUCAUGUCUA